CCUGCGCCCAGCCGAAACAGUUGCCAUGUUGCUACGCGGCUAGGGCGUGCUGUACGGUUCCCAUUCGUCUGUGCUUCGCGAUACAACGCAAGCCGACUCCGACGGGCACAUCAAAACAAUCGUGAACGACGCGCGCGACCAGUGCACUUGGCACGCCAGUUAUCAUCGGUUGCAAAGUCGCGCGCCCGCAACGCAACCAGCGAGAGUGCAAUCCUGCCGAACCGCACGUGGUGUUAAUGCGGCACGCAAAACGGAUGGAAUCCAGCCAUCAAACAAUCGAGUGAACAGUGCGCGCUCUUACAUCGUAGUGAUUAUCUCUCCCCAUCGUCUAAGUUAGUGCUAAAAGUGAGGAGUGCAAGGGCGCCCGCGCGCGCGGCGUGAAUCUCAUGCACAUUUGUUAUUAUUUUGCUUGUGUGCUUUUGACCCGAGCGGAGCGCUUCGCCGCCGCGCCGAGCAGCAGCGCCGCGGCCGCGCGUCGAACGAACCACAGCACACAGCCGGAGAGAGCACAGUCCAUUCUUCGCAGACAGAGGGGUGCACGCAUCGAUUCCAUCGCAUCGCGCGCCAAAAAGUGCCCGAAACAAACACUCCGCGGCGCGGUGCCGGUCGGCGUCGCUUGGCCUUGAGCGCGCCGGCGAGAGGUUAGUGCCCCCCGCGCGCGUACUACCGCGAGUGGUGUUCAUUUGUUUGUUUGUUUGCUGAUUGGUUUCCUGCCCCCGAAACAAAAGGUGUCCACACACGCUCAGCCAUGGAUUACGAAGUGAAUCUGGUGGAAUUGUGAAUGUGCGUCGCGACGCCGUCGACCAACUGCUGAGCACGUUCCCGGAGCCGCAUCGAUGGAGCCCAUGGCUUGGCAUAAACACGACCAUCUGUUGCUGACGAAACCCAAGAACGUUGAGCACGCAUUUCUUGAUGUUAUCCGAAGUGAAGACAUGCCGGGAAGCGUGGUCGGGUCCGGUGGCGCGGUGGCGCCGGAGGCGUCAGGACGACCACAGCGGCACGUGCCGUUAUAUGGGCGACUCGUCGGCGAGGAGCAGCUGACAAGCGCCCAGCUGAACACGGGCGCGCCCGCAGAUAUCCAGGCGAUGCAAGCGCGCAUCCCGCCGACCUUCCGUGAGCCGGCCUCGGCGCCGCUGCGCAAGUUGUCUGUCGACCUGAUCAAGACCUACAAGCGCAUCAACGAGGUGUACUAUGCGAAGAAGAAGCGACGAGCUGCUCAGACGCAGGGCGAGGACAGCUCGCACAAGAAGGAGCGCAAGCUGUACAACGACGGCUACGACGAUGAUAAUCACGACUAUAUUGUCAAGAACGGUGAAAAGUUCCUCGAUCGCUACGAGAUUGACUCGCUGAUCGGCAAGGGCUCCUUCGGGCAGGUGGUCAAGGCGUUCGACCACGAGGAGCAGAACCAUGUCGCUAUUAAGAUUAUCAAGAACAAGAAACCUUUUCUCAAUCAGGCUCAGAUCGAAGUGAAGCUGCUCGAGAUGAUGAAUCGGGCGGAUGCCGAAAAUAAGUAUUAUAUAGGUAAGUGGUCAUUUUACCACAAACAAACAUCUGUAAUCCACGAAAUUAAAUUUGAUGUGUGUUUUGCAGUUAAAUUAAAAAGGCAUUUUAUGUGGCGCAAUCACCUUUGCCUCGUUUUUGAGCUCCUCUCAUACAAUCUCUACGACCUGCUGCGGAACACGAACUUUCGGGGUGUUUCGUUGAAUCUGACGCGCAAGUUUGCGCAACAACUCUGCACGGCUCUUCUGUUCCUCUCCACGCCUGAACUGAACAUAAUUCACUGCGACCUCAAGCCGGAAAACAUCCUGCUCUGCAAUCCGAAACGAUCGGCAAUCAAGAUUGUCGAUUUUGGCAGUUCAUGUCAAUUAGGGCAUCGGAUAUACCAAUACAUUCAGUCGAGAUUUUAUCGAUCACCUGAAGUCUUGCUGGGCAUCCAAUACGAUUUAGCAAUAGACAUGUGGUCGUUGGGUUGCAUACUAGUCGAAAUGCACACAGGCGAGCCACUAUUCAGCGGUGCCAACGAAGUGGACCAAUUGAACAAGAUCGUUGAAGUGCUAGGCAUGCCGCCGAAAAACCUCCUUGAUCAGGGCAGCAAAGUGCGGAAGUUUUUUGAGAAACUUUCCGACGGCAGGUACAUCUUGAAAAAGUCACGCACUGAUGGCAAGAAAUACAAAAUGCCGGGCACAAAGAAGCUGCACGAUAUCCUCGGUGUGGAAAGUGGUGGGCCCGGAGGGCGGCGGACGGGCGAAGCUGGUCAUUCCAUGUCCGACUACCUCAAAUUCAAGGACCUCAUCCUGCGUAUGCUUGACUACGACCCCAAGUCUCGAAUAACGCCCUACUACGCGCUGCAGCACAACUUCUUCAAGAGGACAACGGACGAGGGUACCAAUACUGCCACGAAUGCGGCUAACAGCACCAGCUCCAGUCCCGCCGUUAACAUCGAUUUAUCCACGUCGAGUAGUCAGCACGGGUUAAAUCUGAUAAGCGGGCGAGGCGGCAACUAUUACACGGCGAUGGAGUGCGAUUCACUGCCUACGACACGACCCUCGCAGCAGUACCAGCACCGACGCCGCCCUAUUGCAGAUGGCAGCACGUAUAUGGGCUACGGUGGUCCGACAUCGCUGCCGUAUGCAGCGUAUCCCGGCCACGCGGUGCCCGACGCAUCGAAUCAACGUUCUGCAGGUCAAGCAAACGGUCCUUCUGCCGUGGGGGCCGGUGGGGGUGGCGACGAAAGCCCCAUGCACGGCGUGUGCGUGCAGCAGAGCCCUGUGGCGAUACACUAGCACGAGUCGUAGACUCGUUUUGGGUUUUAAAUCAUCGGGCGCGCAAGUGAAGUGCAACAGACUGAGGGCGGUUUAGAUACGCUCUGUUGUGGUGACACGAGCGCAAUAAGCACACAACAUACACACACUAUGCGGGAUUUUGUAAAUAUUGUUUAUUUGACACGUAUGGAAGGAAUCUGUAACAUAAAAUACAAUAUAUUUUCACAGCGGAGGUGGAUUGAUCAUAUUCAGCACUUGCUUUUGUGAAAUGAGUGAAAUUUUGAAAAUAUCUGCUUGAAAUAUGCCUGCGCUAACUUGAUACACAUGAUAACAUAAGCAAAUUGAAGACUGAAAUCAUUCAUUUCGACGUGUGUGAAAAUUUGCCCAGUGCAACUCUUUGUCAGCAGAGGGAUGUUGCGAAGAAAGAAAACGAGAGUAAGAGAGUAAUUGCAAACGAUAAUGAAAAUUCUAAGUAUACGGCUAACAUUUAAGCGCUAAUAAAUCAAUUUUCGACGGAGGAUAGAACUUUAAGUGUUGAUUUGAUUUUGAAAAUGGAAAAUUUACAUUACCUUGGUUAAAAAAAGCGAUUGUAUGAGUUUUGGGUUUUUAAUUUCUUAUUCUCGUUUCAAUGGUAUUCAAACAACACGCGAUUUCUAAGAAUUUAAGUAAGAAGCGUGUAUGUGAAGUAUAACGGUCUGAAGUACAUUUCAAUUGUAUGUUGUUGCAUUCUGUAUUAAAUUCAAGUUGAGUUUGGUAGUCUUUUAAAAACGAUUGAAUUUUUUCACUCAGCUUAUUUUUAAUUGAUAAAAGCGAAAUUUGAUAUGAAUAUAUGUGAAUUUUAAUACAGAAAAUAAAUACCAAAAAUUUUUCCGAGAAAUUGAUUAUCAACUGCGAGGUAACUCAAUUCUAUCCUUCACUUGAUCAAUUAUUGAUGAAUCCCGAUAUUUACUUGUGAAUAACUUUGUGAAAAAUGUUAAUUUACCAGUGAAGUUUUGUAGAUUGUUUGAUUUUGACCGUAAUACUUCACGUAUGUCGUAAUAAGAUAUAUAAAAAAACAUCCAGUGCCUAAAUUAAGGCCUAAAAAUCGGUCUCUACUUUCAUACGUUUUAGCAAGAUGACAAAUGAUAUAUUUUUAAAAAUGUGCAUUUCAAAUCUAUUUCACACACACACACACAUAACCUAACACAUGUAAUGUAAAAAUGAACGAAACUAGAGACGAGAAUGAUACAUCGGCAUAUAUUCCGAAUUGUACUAACUGAAAGAAUCUGUAAAAAUAUAAACUGUAUAUAAUUUUUUGUACGCGAACGCAUCCAAACACGAUUUUAACACGACACACACACACAAACGGCGAACAUGUGAAAAAAAACGCAAACGGUGAUAUGUUUAUUAUAUAUGAAUAACUAAUUAUAUUGUAUUUUAGAGGGAAAAUGAACUCCUAGUUAAAACUCAGAGCGUGAAUCGACAUCGACGAAUGUGUGGACUUUCUCGUAGUAGGUGUGCGGAUGAUACCAACAGUGACUCUCCCACGACAAUUCGAAGUUUUAUUUGCCUGGGGCCUAUUCCACUAUCAAUCGGUGGCGUAAAUGUGUUCAAAAAUAGUGUUUUAAUGAGAGAAUAAUACAAACAUUCAACGGUUCGCUCGAAUUGCAGCUGCUUUCACACCAAAUAAAUCAAUCGAUAUACAUAGCUAUGGUAUGAAUCUCAUCAUUCUCUUAUUCUCUAUAUAUUAAACGAGUUUCUCGGUUUCUACGGUUUUCAUACGGACGCGUUUGUGCUGCAAUUUGGUGGGAACUCAAACGAAACAUCAUUUUUGUAAAUAUCUAAUCUCUAGAUAAACAAACAAACAUAAAUUAUAUAAACGCAUACCUAUAAUAUAGACUUUACAUUAUUUAUGGAAAUUUGAUACACAGCACACACACAUACACACAGAGAAAGAGAUAAUGCGAGCUCUUAAUUUAUUUUACAUUUACAACGUGUUUUUUUUCUCUUCUGUUUUUUUGUUUUCUUCUUCAACACAUUGCAUGCGAUUUGCUGCUAAACAACGCAUCAUAUAAAUCCUGCAUUCUCUUUGUUAUUUAAUAAAAAUUACUAUUAAACCAUUAAAUUUAUUUGUAAAAUAAAAAUAACGCAAAGAUGAACUUUUUAAA
Dalotia coriaria is the source of this 4909-nucleotide messenger RNA. RefSeq names its product minibrain (gene mnb). The transcript has 7 exons. The record is from RefSeq and is a predicted model, not a curated record. Lineage: Eukaryota; Metazoa; Arthropoda; Insecta; Coleoptera; Staphylinidae. Gene Ontology annotation, biological process: peptidyl-threonine phosphorylation; protein autophosphorylation; positive regulation of DNA-templated transcription. The coding region runs from base 837 to 2783 and encodes 648 amino acids. Gene Ontology annotation, molecular function: ATP binding; protein serine/threonine/tyrosine kinase activity; protein serine/threonine kinase activity. Gene Ontology annotation, cellular component: nucleus.